AUGCCUUACCUUGGCCGAGAGAAAGGACGCAGUCCGAGAUCGCGCAGGUCAGACGAUGAAUUCGUCGUAUUUCUCCAGGGCAUCCCUGCGCACUGUCGCUGGCAAGAAUUGAAAGACUUGGUGCGCCAAACGGCACAACACAUCCGGCAGGCUGUUGUAUACGACGACAGCCAUGGAUUCCCCACUGGAUUGGGACAAAUCAUAGUCAAGAAUGAAGAUGAAGCGUGGCGGACUUAUCACCGGCUAUCAACCAACGGAUGGGAAGGCCAAAGCUUGGUCGUUACGCUAGCGCGUACCAGUGCUCCUACAAAGCCCAUUGCCGGCCCUACCAGGAGCCCACCGGCCAUGAUCCAGAGCUACAUGUCCGGUCAUUCGACCCCGCCUCGGUCGGGCAGUGUAGCCAUGCCUCCAUCGCCAAUCUCGCCCGAAUCCGUCCAGUCUCCAGCUACUACCUACACAUACCCCUGCGACUUCGGACCCAUGAUGAGCACCAUGCCAAUGGGCCCCCAGCAAUUCGUCCCCAUCAUGCCAGACCCCCACGCCCAGCCAAUGCAAUGCUUCCCGCCCUCCCCAAUGAUGCACUGCACCACAUUCGACCCUCCAGCCUGGAACAUGAUGCCCAUGUACCCCAUGUACCCAAUGUCACCUAUCCAGCCACUGCCAGAGUCCAGCAUGGGCGAGUACUGCCCGCACCCAAACAAACCCUGGACCAGAGACUCGACCAUCACUCCGACAAGCGACCUUUCCCAGCGAGCAGUCUGUAUCAAGAACCUUCACAAAACAACCACAGCGUCGGACCUGGAGAAUCUGCUCCAGGGCGCUGGGAAAGUGGAACAAUGUAAUGUGGUUGUAACCUCCGAUGCAAAGUCGAACCAAGCACAGACGCACGGGUCGGCGAUUAUGCACACUGUCGAGGAGGCGAAGCGGGCUAUCACGAUGCUCAAUAAUAUGGUAUUCAUGGGCUCGCGCAUUCGCGUGAAGAUGGAUACCAGACCUACUAUCACACGCAGUGGAAGCUGGGAUGGGUCCAUGGGGCCUUCCGAUCCGGACUUACUGGAAAUGAUCUCGAAGAGAAUAGGAUCCAAGUGUGCCAAGGCUAAUGAAGAGAAUGUGACCAAGGGAAUGGAUCUUUGUAAGCCGCUCGUUGUUGAUGGAUCGGGUCAGGGUCCAUCAUUAGAGUUGUUAUCAACGUCGGCGCCUACCUAG
Molecule: messenger RNA, 1206 nt
Organism: Penicillium longicatenatum
Lineage: Eukaryota; Fungi; Ascomycota; Eurotiomycetes; Eurotiales; Aspergillaceae
Product: RNA-binding protein
Exons: 4
Coding region: 1-1206 (401 amino acids)
Cellular component (GO): nucleus; cytoplasm; ribonucleoprotein complex
Molecular function (GO): mRNA binding
Source: RefSeq, a predicted model, not a curated record